UUGAACAGAAGCUUUCGGUGCUGUGGUCCUAAGGUUGAAGCUUUUGCAUUGAUACAUUGCAGAGGUAGUUGUGUAUCGAAGACAAUGACGAUGGUGGUGAUGAUGAUGAUGAUGGCAUUGCUGCAGCUGCAUGGUGAUGCCGUCGAUCUCCGAAACAUACGACAAUUGGCAGCCCUAAAUAACAUCACAUGCAUUUUGGUUUUUGGGGAUUCGACGGUCGAUCCAGGCAACAACAAUCACUUGUCCACGCGAGUCAAGGGCAAUUAUCCACCAUAUGGUAAGGACUUCUUUCAUGGCAUCCCCACUGGACGGUUCUCCAACGGCAGGCUCCCCACAGACUUCAUUGCGGAGGAUUUGGGUCUCAAGGCAUCAAUCCCAGCAUUUUUAGACCGCGGUCUCAAGAGGGAAGAGCUCUUACAUGGUGUCAGCUUUGCAUCGGCUGCGUGUGGUUACGAUGAACUUACAGCUAACAUUACAAAAGUGCUGCCGAUUUCCAAGCAAAUAGAAUACCUGAUGCAUUACAAGAUCCAUCUAAGAGAGUUGGUGGGAGUGGUUAAAGAAGAGGAGAUUGUUAGAAAUGCUGUGUUCGUGGUGAGCGCUGGUACAAACGACUUCGUCCAAAACUACUUUCUUCAGCCAAUUCGACCCAUGCAAUUCAGUAUCGCCCAGUACGUUGAUUACUUGAUCACAUGCAUGACUACCGAUAUCAAGGAAAUGCAUAAACUUGGAGGGACGAUAUUUGCUGUAGUGGGGGCACCACCAAUGGGAUGUUUACCACUUGUAAAGACGAUAACGGGGAAUACAGAUUGCGUGGAAAGUUAUAAUGGAGUAGCGACUUCUUUCAAUUCCAAGCUAAAAGUUGCGUUGGCUACAUUGAAGAGAUCGUUGGGUGUGAGAAUGGCUUACGUGGAUGUGUAUGACAUAUUGCUUAAUGCAAUAUACAACCCCGUGAAAUAUGGGUUUACGGUUGCUUCCAAGGGGUGUUGUGGAACAGGUGUGAUCGAAUACGGUGACACGUGUAAGGAUCAGGUCACGUGUGAGGACCCCACAAAAUACGUAUACUGGGAUGCUGUUCAUCCGACGGAGAGAAUGUAUAAGCUUAUAGCUGAUGAUGCUCUGAUGUCGGUUGUUGAAAAUAUCCUGAGUUAAGUGAACCUAGCUAUUGUAUGACUUUGAACCCUACACGCGCCUUUACAUGUAGCACGUGCCAACUUGACCCGUGAUUGCGUGGGACAUCUGCGGCGUUCAUAAGGUGGGCUGCACUGUGUAGCUUGUUCGGUGCGAGGUUUGGUCCACUCAUCGGGUGGGACAAACGUUAUGUUGAAUGUGGACCGUUGGAUUUUAUUUUAUUUUAUAAAGUGGGCAUUGUUUCAUCCGACCAACUCGAUCUUUGAUUCUGGUCGUAUUCACUGUGGGCCCUCCUUGUUGACGAUUCAGAUGUCUGUUGCACGAGUGCCAGCCACGUUUAAAGGUGUGUGGGGCUAGAAACCUCUACGUUUGGGUGUGUGCACUAGCAAGAUUGAUUGUGUAAUUGCCUAGAGCGUGCCUUGUAUCGUGGGCAUGCACGCGUGUGUAUCAUUGUCUUGAAGAAUAAAAUUCAAGGGACCUGAUGUAGAACUUGGGUUUCUUCAA
This is a messenger RNA of Magnolia sinica, 1632 nucleotides long. Its product is annotated as GDSL esterase/lipase At5g45950-like. Bases 85 to 1149 code for a protein of 354 amino acids. The transcript has 5 exons. Gene Ontology annotation, molecular function: hydrolase activity, acting on ester bonds. NCBI's taxonomy places the organism in Eukaryota, Viridiplantae, Streptophyta, Magnoliopsida, Magnoliales, Magnoliaceae. The record is from RefSeq and is a predicted model, not a curated record.